Ixodes scapularis (black-legged tick) is the source of this 336-nucleotide messenger RNA. RefSeq names its product transmembrane protease serine 2-like. The record is from RefSeq and is a predicted model, not a curated record. Lineage: Eukaryota; Metazoa; Arthropoda; Arachnida; Ixodida; Ixodidae. The transcript is spliced from 4 exons. The annotation marks the transcript as partial. Gene Ontology annotation, molecular function: serine-type endopeptidase activity. Gene Ontology annotation, biological process: proteolysis.
AUGUCGCAGACAUUUGAAAAGGAAUGCGGCGUCCGUGGUGGGGCCCAGGGUGCCACAGGUGGAAUUUCCCAGAUUGUGGGCGGAGAGAAGGCAGCGCCCCUCGAGUUUCCCUGGCAGAUCUCUCUUCGGAUCUUCAACGUCACCGCCAACUACGAGAGAGGCCACACAUGCGGCGGGUCCAUCAUUAACAAACAGCACGUCAUGACAGCGGCCCACUGCGUUAAGCGGCUUGUCAUAAUGAUGCAUCCACUAUACAAUUCGAAGACAAUUACCUACGACUAUGCGAUCCUCAAGCUGAACAAAACCCUCGACUUCAAUGGCCAGGAGAAGCAUUUG